This is a messenger RNA of Trichoderma gamsii, 468 nucleotides long. Its product is annotated as vacuolar ATP synthase 16 kDa proteolipid subunit 2. The record is from RefSeq and is a predicted model, not a curated record. Gene Ontology annotation, cellular component: proton-transporting V-type ATPase, V0 domain. Gene Ontology annotation, molecular function: proton-transporting ATPase activity, rotational mechanism. The coding region runs from base 1 to 468 and encodes 155 amino acids. Gene Ontology annotation, biological process: proton transmembrane transport. Lineage: Eukaryota; Fungi; Ascomycota; Sordariomycetes; Hypocreales; Hypocreaceae. The transcript has 5 exons.
AUGGAGUCUGAGCUGGCGCCCAAGUUUGCUCCCUUCAUAGGGAUGACUGGUAUUGCUGCAGCCAUGAUCUUCGGAUCUAUUGGUGCUGCGUACGGCACCGUAAAAUCUGGUAUUGGCAUCGCUAGUGUUGCAGCUUUUCGGCCAGAUCUUAUCAUCAGGUGUCUGAUUCCCGUUGUUAUGUCUGGUAUCAUUGCCGUUUACUCUCUCGUCAUAGCGGUUCUCAUCGCUGAGGAUAUUCGACCUCCUGCCGCAAACAAUGAAGCCUAUACUUUAUUCGCCAGCUUUAUGCAUUUUACGUGCGGCCUGGUGGUUGGCUUGACCGGCCUGGCUGCGGGCUAUUGCAUCGGAAUCGUGGGCGAUAACGGCGUCCGCGCAUACAUGAAGCAAUCGAGAGUCUACAUUGGCAUGAUUCUCAUUCUGAUUUUUGGAGAAGUCCUUGGUCUAUACGGGUAUGCAAACUGCGGCUAG